Molecule: messenger RNA, 876 nt
Organism: Coffea eugenioides
Lineage: Eukaryota; Viridiplantae; Streptophyta; Magnoliopsida; Gentianales; Rubiaceae
Exons: 3
Coding region: 146-466 (106 amino acids)
Source: RefSeq, a predicted model, not a curated record
GAAGAUAGAAAGCUUCUUUCAACGUAUUUGCUGGUCUUUACCUAAUAAGCUUUCCUCUUUGCUUUUGCCUUUUAGGGGAUGAUUCUGUGAUCAUCAUCAUUGCUCAUCUUUCUCCCAGCACAGAGGCUUCUUUCUGGUCUGCAACAUGGUUGUCGAGGUAAUGGAGACAAGAAACGGAUGGCCACUUGGGCUAGGUAACAUUAAUCUGAGACUUAGAGCUACACUCAACUUUGAGGCAGCAGCACCAGCAAACGAAUUGUCCUCAGAAAUGCCCUCUCCCAGUCCCAGUUUCACCUCAUUUUCAUCCUCCAAUCUUGAUACUGAGUUUCUUGGCUGGUAUUGUUUCUUUUCUCAAUAUGCACUAGUCCACAGCAUCAUUCUUCCAAGAUCAGAGUGUGCCGCUGGGACGGCUUAUAGGAAUAAGACCUGCGAGCCGAGGAAGUUUGCAGUUCCCGAGUACAAAUGACUUCAGACAGCAUAGGAGUUUAUCUAGUGGAAGAUCAAAUGCGGAGGUCUCCAGAAAUCCUGGGGUAGAAACAUCUCAGGGGCUCUGUGUCCCGUUAUUACACAAUGUCAUAGAGAAGAUGAGCCGAAGUAAAAGCACCUCAAGGCAUUAAUUUGAGACCAAACAUCUAUUUUUGGUCCAUAUUUGAGAUCCAAAUGAUCGUCACACACCUUUGAUUGCUUCCCUAUUGGAUGACUCAUUUGUAAUUGUUCUUCUGUAAAUUUUUCCAAAUCAGCUGCUUGCUGCUUUGUCCUGGGGACUAGUUCAAGUUUAUUGUAUCAAGUUAGGUAACAGAAUACAUGACCAGUUCAAGUUUCUUCAAGUCAACUUAGGUAAGAGAAAUAAAGGAUUACGCAUCAUUAUUUAGCCAA